CUGGUUUACAGAAUGGAGGAGCCACUGUCAACGGAGAUGUCUUUCAGGAGUCCAACGGUCCCACGGAUGCCUACGCAGCCAUAGCCAAGGCUGACCGGCUGACCCAAGAACCUGAGAGCAUCCGCAAGUGGAGGGAGGAGCAGAAGAAGCGCCUGGAGGAGCUGGAUGCGGCAUCGAAGGUGGAAUGGCGUGAGAAGGCCAAGAAGGACCUGGAGGAGUGGAACCUGCGUCAGAAUGAGCAGAUGGAGAAGAACCGGGCAAACAACAGGAUCGCUGACAAAGCCUUUUACCAGCAGCCGGACGCCGAUGUCAUUGGCUAUGUGGCCUCGGAGGAAGCAUUCCUGAAGGAGUCCAAGGAGGAGACCCCGGGCUCCGAGUGGGAGAAGGUGGCCCAGCUCUGUGAUUUCAACCCCAAGAGCAGCAAGCAGAGCAAGGAUGUCUCCCGGAUGCGCUCGGUGCUCAUCUCCCUCAAACAGACGCCCCUGUCCCGCUAGCUGCCGCCUGGCACGGCCGGGAGCACAGCAAGGCAAGGCCAGGCUCACGGAGCCGGGAGGCUUCGUGGGGCCAGCCCAGGAGGGCCCUCACCCUCCCUGCCCCCUGCUCCCUGCUCCGUGCCUCGGCUGUGCUCGAGUCACUGGUGUAACUCUCCCCAUGGUUUUCCUUUGCUUAAAAGGUG
Leptosomus discolor (cuckoo roller) is the source of this 676-nucleotide messenger RNA. Lineage: Eukaryota; Metazoa; Chordata; Aves; Leptosomiformes; Leptosomidae. The record is from RefSeq and is a predicted model, not a curated record.